UAUCUCUCGAAGCGAUAAGAUUUCCAUAGUAGAGAUAUAAGGGUGGUUAAGAUAUAACAAUAUUAACGCUCAUGAAACAACUGUAAUUAAUUCUUCUAAGAAAAAAGGAAUUAUAUUAUAAUUGGCACAGAUUUUUAAUAUAUAAGAAAGUUAUCGCAGGUACUUAAAGAAAGUGAUAUGAUGUUUCUAAGACUGUUACUUUAUGGCGUUGUCAUAUUUAUCACCGCAACAGCACUUUCUGUUGAUGAAAAUAGAGAAGAUAUCAUUGAUAAAUCGAUUACAAACAAAGUUAAAGACUAUACGGAUUAUGUAAAAUCAAAGGAUUACGACGUCAAGCUAAUACCAUAUUUCAAAGAAGACAAAGAAAGAGAUGACAUAUACAUAACGUUCAAAACAGAUAUAGAAGAGUAUCAAGCAAACGAUAGAUUUGUCUUCUACGGCGAAAUUACUGCCAUUAUUCAUAUCUUCCAACCAACUACAAAACUAAGAUUAAGUUCAUCGAAUUCAAUUCGCCUUUUAUCUGGAGAGUUGACUCAAAAAAGUGCUGUUAAUAUUAGGCCAGAAGACUAUUAUCAUUAUUUAGCGGAGAAAAUUGAAUAUAAUAAUAUAACGCAAACUUGCGAUCUUCAUUUCAAAGAAGAAUUAUCACGUGGAAAUUAUACAGCGAAUAUAAAAUUUCUUAAUGCAAUUAAUAUCUCAGGAGACGAUAAUAUUUUCUUAAAAACAACAUAUAUAAAAAAAUCAGAAAAUGUAAUAUCAUGGGACAAAACACAUUUCCCGAUGGUUGAGGUUCAACGAUUGUUCCCAUGUUGGGACAAUCCGACAGUAAGAUCCACUUUCAACGUUUCCAUAAAGCAUUAUUGCAGUUAUUCAGUUUUCUCAAAUAUGCCGAUAAAAGAAAUACUCAAAUACAAAUUAAAUAAUACAGAAACAUGUAUGCAAUGGACGUACUUCGACACUACUCCUUCUAUACCUGCUCAUCUCGUGAUGGUUAUGAUUUCAUCAAUGCAUUUCUUUCCCAAUUAUGGCAAAGAUAAUAUCUAUAUCUGGCGCAAUCCAUAUUCAGACGAUAUACAAUUUGCGGAAAGAGUUUCAAACAAAGUCAUAAUGAAGUUGAAAUUUGAAUGGUUUAAGUCUCUUAAGAAGUUGAAGGUAAAGAUUCCGAACCUGCAACUUGUCGCAAUUCCAGGUUUUCAAAAUGAUAUUAAUAUGAACUUCGGUCUCGUCACAAUAAGAGAAACAAAUAUUAUUUACGAUGAAAAUCUACAUUCUGUUGCACAUAAAAUAGAAGCGGCAAGGUCGAUAGCGCGUGGAAUAGCAUAUCAAUGGUUCAGUCAUUUAAUUAUUCCUACUUGGUGGACUGAUUUAUGGAUAAGCGAUGGUCUUACUACAUUGUUUGAAAUGGAAGCUGUGAAUGCCGUCAAUGCUCUCGAGCAUUACACAAAUUCGGAGUUAUUGGAUUUACUCAUAGUUCAAACUCAAUAUGAAUCUCUCCAAUUGGAUGAUUAUAACCUCACACAGCCUCUUAUGAAAGAAACCAGUAGUCCUCCUGAAAUUAAUUCGCUUUCCUCUUAUUCCCGUUAUAUUAAAGCACCUUUAAUAUUGCGCAUGCUGCAACAUGUGAUUACUAAGAAAGUGUUUUGGAAGAGUGUCCACCGAUAUUUAAUUUGGCAUGCAUCUGGAUGGACGACACCACAUGAUUUCUGGAUUAUUAUGGAAAAAACUGUAUAUGACCUUAGUCAUCCUUGUCCCCAUCCGGUAGUCGCAUAUGCUACAACAACUAAUAAUCAUUUAAUAGAUGUUUGGGCACAGUAUGCGAAUUAUCCUACAUUGAAAAUAACGCGAAAUUAUAAUGAAAACAGAUUGCAUAUAGGAAUAGAAAACUGCGAUCUUUUUCAAAAUAACCAGCUACAGAUACCUGUAACGUUUACUACGCAGAGUAAUCUUAAUUUUGCUUCUCCGUUUGAUGAUGAGAGAUUAAUACUUAUAACAUCACCGCAUGACAACCAACUUGAUAUAGUAGAGGAUGGUUGGGUGAUAUUUAACUUACAACAAGCUGGAUAUUAUCGCAUUAAUUACGAUCCUGAAAACUGGCAAAGAAUUGCAAAAUAUUUGAAUUCUGAAAAAUAUAAGAAAAUACAUGUUCUCAAUCGUGCUAAAAUCAUCGACGACGCAUUUCAUUUUAUGAUGGCACAACAACUCCAUUCUUCCAUAUUCUGGAAUUUGACGAAUUAUCUUGCACAUGAGACAAAUUAUAUAGCAUGGUAUCCUAUGAUCAAAGCUAUGGAAUAUAUAUCAAGCAUCUUUCCAUUUCCAAAUGAAAAAGUUGAUGAUAUCAAGCAAAAGUUAAGCAACCUAUUAAGAGGUGUCCUUUCAAAAAUAAAAUACAGAGAAAGCAAUGAGGAGGAUGACUUUACUAAAUGUUUAAGACAAGAAGCUAUUAAAUGGGCAUGUAUUCUCGGCAACACCAUCUGUCAGAGAAAAGCUUACGAUAAAUUGUUAGAGCAUAUUGGAAAACUGAAAAACAAUAAAUAUUAUAAACUUGCGCCGUGGUGGGAAGAAUGGAUAUACUGUAAAGGUUCGAUGUUAGCAGAUGUUGAUACUUGGCACACAAUGAAAAAUAUAGGAUUGAUGCAAAACCAUGAUAAAAGAUUUUUAGAAUUCUUAGCUUGUUCUGAAAAUAACAUCAAUGAAUAUUUAAAAUUAAUAACAUCGCAGAAUAAUGGAACAUAUGUCGGAAUACAAGCUAAUAAUUGUAUUAAUAGUUUCAUUUUUAUUAUUGCAAAGCAUGCAAAAAGCGAUACUGUGCUUAGAAAUAUAUUAACAAAUUUCGAGAAACUAAAACCAAGAGACAUCAGUGACUUGACAGCAUUUACUAUUAUUAUUAACCAUGUAUAUUCCAAGAGCCAACUUGACGAGAUAAAGAAAACCGCGACACUUAUUCUAGAAAAGAAAGCGUAUGUUAGCGUAACUGAUAUUUUACACCAGAGAAAAACUCACGAGGCAAGUAUUGUAGCAAGUUAUGGCGCGAGUAAAAAUCUUGUGGAACAUUGGAAAUGGUGUCUUCAAAGGAAACUGGAAAUACGAUUCUCUCAAAUCAAAAAGUAUGGAACUUAAUUCGGAAAUUUUUAAACUUGAAAGAAGUUGGACUUGAAUAAUUAAUUACAAUUAAAAAUCAAUG
Formica exsecta is the source of this 3181-nucleotide messenger RNA. Its product is annotated as glutamyl aminopeptidase-like. The coding region runs from base 178 to 3117 and encodes 979 amino acids. Lineage: Eukaryota; Metazoa; Arthropoda; Insecta; Hymenoptera; Formicidae. The transcript is spliced from 13 exons. The record is from RefSeq and is a predicted model, not a curated record. Gene Ontology annotation, biological process: proteolysis; peptide catabolic process. Gene Ontology annotation, cellular component: cytoplasm. Gene Ontology annotation, molecular function: peptide binding; metalloaminopeptidase activity; zinc ion binding.